AAUAUUAUAUUCCUAUGUAAUUUGUAUAUAUAAUAGAUACCUUUGGAUUGCAAUUGUCAUCGAGAAUCUCUCAACAUCUCAAGUUACAUCUGUUCUCAUCACUCUUUUAAAAAUAUAUUGAAAAUUUCUGAAGCUUUUCAAUAAUUUUCUCGAGCUAUGACCGCCCAGAAAUCUGUGUUGCAAUUGAGUGUUCACGAGGAACGAAUCAGGAAGAAAGUGUGGGCGACCGUUUCUAAAUUUUCAGGGGUUACUUCGAUAGCAAUGGAUGACAAAACCGGAAAAAUGACAGUAGUUGGUGAAGUUGAUGUACCGAUUAUCAUAAAGAAGCUAAGGAAGAUAUGUAAUGCAGAGCUUGUUACGGUUGAAGUUGUUAAAGCACCUGAGAAAAAGCCUGAACCAGAGAAACCGACUCCAGAUAAACCGGCCGAAAUGGUUGCCUUCCCUGUUAUGCAUUUUAACAACCCGUACCAGUAUCAUUCGUCCUAUGCUAAUUCUUACUAUCAACCAUGCGAUAAUUACAGAGUUGUGGUGGAGGAACCAAAUACUUGUGUGGUUAUGUAAUUUUCUACUUCUCUUUCAAUAAAUUCAGUUUUGGUCUAUGGAACACUAAAUUUUAUGGAAGAGUGUAUUUUUUGUUUACUUUUAUAUAAGUGUUCUUGUUUGAGUUUAUUUAUAAUAAAAAAAUCAAUUUCUGUA
Molecule: messenger RNA, 696 nt
Organism: Brassica napus (rape)
Lineage: Eukaryota; Viridiplantae; Streptophyta; Magnoliopsida; Brassicales; Brassicaceae
Product: heavy metal-associated isoprenylated plant protein 13-like
Exons: 3
Coding region: 157-561 (134 amino acids)
Molecular function (GO): metal ion binding
Source: RefSeq, a predicted model, not a curated record